Messenger RNA from Acipenser ruthenus (sterlet), 1508 nucleotides. Its product is annotated as guanine nucleotide-binding protein G(I)/G(S)/G(O) subunit gamma-5. Lineage: Eukaryota; Metazoa; Chordata; Actinopteri; Acipenseriformes; Acipenseridae. Gene Ontology annotation, biological process: G protein-coupled receptor signaling pathway. Gene Ontology annotation, cellular component: heterotrimeric G-protein complex. The transcript has 3 exons. The record is from RefSeq and is a predicted model, not a curated record. Gene Ontology annotation, molecular function: G-protein beta-subunit binding. The coding region runs from base 244 to 459 and encodes 71 amino acids.
AAAAAAAACCAAAAGCACCGAUCGUUCCUAUUUUAAACAUAAUAUCGUAAUAUCGGGGUUUGUUAAACUGCAGACAGCAGGUGAGUUAUAAAAUUAAACCCAGGGAAAGUUGUAUCGGCCAGCAGGCUAAUCGUCAUAACUGUAAAAAAUAAAAAAAAACCAGUUGGAAAGGUGCCAUUAAGUGUUUUUCACGGAGAGGGCGAGAAAGUUUGGGUUUUCCUGGUCGCUUUAUUCCCGGUCGCAAUGUCCACUAAUAAUACCAGCAGCAACCUCGUCCUCAUGCAGAAAGUCGUGCAGCAACUCCGAAUGGAAGCCGGGGCUCGAAGGAUUAAGGUGUCCCAGGCGGCGACGGAACUGCAGAAUUUCUGCCUCCAGAACGCCCACAAAGACCCCCUGCUGAUGGGGGUCCCCUCCAGCGACAACCCGUUCCGCCCCCCCAAGUCCUGCUCCGUGCUGUGAGAUUAAUCUAACAGUGAAGCAGAGAGGCUGUGUGAUUCUCAUGUGAUUCAAGACCCCAAGAAAUAACAAGACGAUGACCAGGAACUGCAUCACUCCCUGACACACACACACACACACUGACACACACACUGCACACACGCACACACCGUACACACACACAGACACACACACCACACACUUACACACACACUCACUCACUCACACACACCACACACUCACUCACUCAGUCACACACACACUCACUCUCACAUUCACACUCACUCACACACACCUCACUCACACACACAGCUCACUCACUCCCCACACCAGAAUCCAGUCUGGACUGGGAACGCCCUCUCGGACGGUCUGGCUCCCAGCCAGCAGUCCCAGUAUCAAGCACAGGGACUCCUGGUGUCUGUGGAGGAGAUUGCGUCUCUGCUGAAGGAAUGUUUGGUUUGAAGGCAGGUUGUGCAAGAAGCUCAACAUGCGGCAGCGAGACGCUUCAACAGCUCCCAGUCAAACAAGCCUGCCUUUAACUGAGCAGGACUGCGUGUCUGUAACCCUGAGAGAAUAUUCGAACCCGCCGCACGUGGAAGACACAGCUGAAAUGUAACGCGCGCCCUUCUAGAACUGGAGACUGCGAUGUUAGUAAGCAUUGCCCACCUUGUGGGAGACGAAGCCCUGUUCAGGGCUGAUCUGUUCACUCCCUCAGAGGCAGGCUUUUCCUAUUCACAGUGAGCUCUCCAUCACUUCGUAUACGAACCCCCUCAGCAAAUUCACUCGCUUUGCUUUUGCCCUGAGUGUGACCCCUGAGGUCACGGGGUCACUGUAACCUGGGUGAUGAUUUUGUUUUUAGCGAUUUUGAAUCACUUGUUGUAUCGAACAGCUUCCUGAAAUGUGACACUAAUUUGCCAAAGGUACUACACCCACACUUAAUAUAUAUGUAUGUAUGUAUAUGAACACACACUCACACUUCUCUAAUUAACGAAUGAGUACUGUAAACAUGUGCUGUGUUUAAUAUCUGUAACUGUGAUCUGUAUUAAUAAUUAAUAAAAUCAUGUGUUUCAUCA